Messenger RNA from Rhododendron vialii, 734 nucleotides. RefSeq lists its product as uncharacterized. The record is from RefSeq and is a predicted model, not a curated record. NCBI's taxonomy places the organism in Eukaryota, Viridiplantae, Streptophyta, Magnoliopsida, Ericales, Ericaceae. Bases 113 to 490 code for a protein of 125 amino acids. The transcript has 7 exons.
UCGUUUGUUGGAUUUCGUUUCGUUUGUUUAAUUACAUAUAUACGUAUGAUUGUUAUCGCGCCAUCACAUCUUUGGUAGAAUUAGGGUUCCUCUUUUCUAUUUGCCUACAUAUAUGCUCCGCCUGAGACAUAAGAGGUUUGAUUGCUUGCUUUCUUACUUGCAGCCAAAGUUGAAGAUGAUGCGCAACCUAUCCUCUUGGUCAAAGUUGAAGACUUUGCGCAACCUAUCCACACUUGGGAAACGCGGUCAAGUGACGCCAUGGCAGAGACAAAAAAGUUAUUUCGCUGAUAAGCCUCUAUUAAAACAUGGCCUAUGUACAACUGGUGUUUUCGCUACUUUGUAUUGGGUUUUCCUUCCCUCCGUGGGGAAACUGUAUGAUUGGGAGGCGUCAACUCUGACAAAGUCGUUGAAAGAUGCUGAAGCAGAGCUAGAGCAGCUACAAAAAGGAAAGGAAAAAGGUCUGAGGGAAGGGGAAGAACAGGUACAUUAGACAUCGUGGAAGAUCUAUGUAACACAGGUUUUGAGAAUGGGAGGGACUUACUGAAAACACUUGAGGAAAGUAAGCACGAAGUACUUCAAGCCCCUCGAUACAAAAAUCACCCGUUCCACUUAAACAGUUCCUGUUUUGAGGAUAGACAUUUUGGGGAGCCGUGCUAUUUGUUCUUUUCUUGUUUGAUCACUUGCUAUUGCAUUUAUCUGCAAAUACAUGGAUUAAUCGAUGUGGAGUUUAUGUU